Molecule: messenger RNA, 2739 nt
Organism: Funneliformis geosporum
Lineage: Eukaryota; Fungi; Glomeromycota; Glomeromycetes; Glomerales; Glomeraceae
Source: the annotation of a GenBank genome assembly
AUGGAUAUUAUUAAUAUUAUCGAAACAGAACCUAAAUCACGUGAAGAAUACUCAAAUGAAUUUAAUGAUAUUGAAAAUGUUCCAACUUCCACGCCUCAAAACGACGAAAAUAGAAUGGGAAAUGUAUCCGAUAAACUUAAACCUCUUACUUUGCCAAUUUUUACAAAUAUAAGAAAAAAUUUAGAAUCUGGGCAGAAAAAAUAUGGAAAACCACGUUCGUCAAGUCAACCUCGAUCAUCAAGUGGGUAUAGCGCGGAUUCAGGGGGGAGUGAAUCAUCUAAGAAAAUUGUUCAUCUUACAAAUGGCGGUCGAAUGUUAUUUGGAGAAGAAUUUAGAUGUAUUGACAUUUCUGAUGGUGAAGAAACAGCACCAACAUCACAAAAGAAAAAAAAAAAUCGAGGAUUUGAGUCAGAUAUUCUUCAUAACUUUACGUUUGAUGAGAAGAACUCCAAAAAUGAAACAGCUGAAAAUUUACUCGAUUCGCGACGCAACGAGCUGCAUGAUUUUGACAUGUCAGAUAACGACGACAACGCAAAACAACAUUCUCGUAGAAAAUCAGCAAUAAAUGUCUCUGACGAAUCUGAAGGAGGAUUCGAUACUGAUUUUUUUAGUGAUGAUAGUAGCACAAAAAAAGAUUUAUUCAUUAAGCCAGAUGGUAAAUUAUCGGAUGACGAACGAAAUUCGAAUUUAAAUGAUGUAUAUUCUAACCGUUCAAAAGCCCCAAAGAAAUUUUCCAAGAAAUUUAAAUUAAAUUCGUUAAAUUACCUUUCCGACGCGUCUGAGGAGUCCGAAGAUGAAGACUAUUGCCCAAUAAUGUCCAUAAAUGAUGAUAAUAAACAAAAAGAAAAAUCCAAAAAAAAGGAAUCAUUCUAUCUCGACACUGAUGAAGAUGAACCUAGUGAGAGAGAAAGAAAGUCAAAAUAUGAUGUCCCGAAUAGAGACGAGUUGAAUACGGAGGCUCCAAUGAACGUUGAUGGUGCCUUUGGUAAACUUGAUGAAUCUAUUUUAGAUGAUGACUUAAGUUUAGAUGAUUAUAUUGCUGUAGAUAAGCCAACAUAUUCACCAAAAAAGAAGCAGAGUCAAAGACAGAUAAUAAUUCACGAAGAAUCAAGCAAUAUUACCGAACUUCAGCCACCUUUUCAGCCUGGAUCCUCACCAAUGAAAAAUGGUCGUCGAUAUUUAGCUAUCAAUUGGAUUGGUAGCAUUCUUGCGGUAGAUAAUAAUACUUAUCAUUCAAUAAAUGUCGAAUAUAAUAACAAAACACUAUACAAAGGAUACAAUUUACGUGAUGAAAUUGGCUAUACUAUGGCUUGCCUCGGUACACAGGGAGCGCUUUUUGCUGUAGAAUCUGACGCAGAGAAUCCAAGUGUAUUGUAUUAUAAACCAAAUCAAAGCUGGUCCCAAAAAAGUGAUUGGAUGACAACUCUUCAUCCGGGUGAAGAUAUUACAGGUAAAGAUCGAUUCAAUGAUCAAGCAGUAGUCGUAGCAACUUCUAAAAAUUAUUUGCGAUUCUUCUCUCCUUUUGGUUUUCAAAAUUACAUAUUCUCAUUUCCUUCUAUCAUCUGCAUGGCGGCAUAUAACAAUUUUCUUUUGAUCGCUCAUCAUUUGAGUGUUGCUUAUAAAGGUUCACAAAAUCUUGGAUACGUUUUGUAUGAUAUGCAUGAACGUGGUGAUGUACAAAAAGAUGUUUUACCAAUAUCUAAAGAAUCAACAUUGAAAUGGUUGGGCUUUUCGGAAGAAGGGCUGCCAGUAAUGUUUGACUCUAAAGGUAUUCUUUUUAUGCUUCAUGAUCAUCGAAUAUACAAACAAGCAAGAUGGGUACCUAUAUUAGAUACCGCCAAUAUCGUAAAUGAUCCUACUAAACCUGAUGUCGACAACAAAUCAAAGAAGAUUUCGGAUGUUCGUAAUAUUUUUGAUGACACCUCAAAGACGGAUAUCUCUGAAAACAAGAAUGAAAAGGAUGAUGAAAAAGAUUUUGAGGAAAGGGAUAAAGAGAAAGAGAAGGAAUGGAUAUAUUGGCCUGUUGCGGUUAUUGAAUCUAAAUUAAUUUGUUUUAUUCUGAAGUACGGUGAAGACGUACCCCGUUAUCCUCGACCUACACAUGACGAAGUUAAUUGGCAAAUGCCACUCUUACAUCUUGAUAAACUGAGUGGACGUUGUGAAGAAAGAUGGAUACGGGAGUCUAUCCUAUCGAGCUUUCAAUACCAGGAAGCCAAUGCCAAAAAUGAGUUGAGUCUCGUAAAAGUUACGGAAUUAAGGAAGAAAGAAAGAGAUACUAAAAAGAUCAUGAUCGAAUUAAUCCAGGCUACUGUUAGUGAAGAAAGAUAUGAACGUGCUUUGGAAUUAGCAAGAUUACUAGAUUCGACAAAGUUCUUGGAAUCUGCAUUAAAAAUUGCAAACUUUUAUAAUGUUACAAGUUUGGCCGAAAAAAUUCAUCAUUUGCAAUCAGAGAAAGAAAAGUCGAAAACAAAAGAACGAGAAGCUUUAUUAAAUAGAUCAAUGUCGUAUUCGAAUAAUAAUUCGAUUCAAAGUGAUUCGGUACUCUUAUCUGAUCUUAAUCAUAGUUCGACUAAAUUGAGUAGGUCACCACCACCCUACGAAGAUUCACCAACCAAUCCAUUAAAAAGAAGCGUAAAGGAUAUGAAUGAUGAAAUACAGGAAGUCGAUGAACAUUCACCAAAACCUAAGAAAUCGGCUAUACCUAUAAGUUCAAUGUUUAAGAGAAAGCUACUAAAUUGA